AUGUCCUUCAACGAUAACUUCACCGUUCCGAUAGUCGUUUCCAACCAGUGCCAGGACACGAUAUGGCCCGGCGUCGGCACCCAGCAUGGCCGUGGGCCUGGCACCGGCGGUUUCGAGCUUCAGGCGGGCAAGUCCCGCGAGUUUAACGUCAGCUGGGACUGGCAGGGCCGCAUCUGGGGUCGGACAAACUGCACCUUCAACUCUGACGGCAGCGGCCCGGGGCCGGGCGGCAGCAUCGCCGGGCCGGGCACGGCAUGCACCACAGGCGACUGCUUCGGCAGGCUCAACUGCGAAUUCACAGGCGCCGUCCCCUCUACCCUGGCCGAGUUCACGCUCUGGGGUGGCUCGACGGGCAAGCAGACCUUUUACGACAUCAGCUUGGUGGACGGCUACAACCUGCCGUUGGCCAUCGUCUACAUACCCGCCCCCAACAUGACGUACAUACCACCUAACCUGGUCAACCCGAGCUGCAUCGCGACGGCUGGCUGGCUCGAGCCGCCCGCCCGGACCGGCACGGACCACUACACCAACUCAUCGUACCCGAUGCCCUACGAGCCCAACCAGACCAACGAGAGCGUCGAGCGCUGGUGCCCCUGGGACCUGCAGCGCUUCCCGCCCGAGAAGCCCGGCAGCGGCGUCUACCCUUACCCGGACGACCACAUCGAGCGCCCGAUCUUCGACCCGUGCCUGAGCGCGUGCAGCAAGACUGGCUCAAAGGAAGACUGCUGCUCGGGCGACCACGCCGACCCAAACGUCUGCAAGCCUGGGUUGUACAGCGGCAACGCCAAGGCGGUCUGCCCGGAUGCGUACAGCUACGCCUUUGACGAUCAGACCUCGACCUUCAUCAUCCCCUCGGGAGGCGGCUGGGAGGUGGUGUUCUGCCCCCGGGGGAGGUCGACCAACAUCCUCCGCACCUUUGGCGACCAGCUGAGGACGCUGGGUGAGACUGGCAAGAUCAGCGAGAAGCAUUUGGAGGAACUCCGUAGCGAGGAUUACAUUAAGAGUCGUCCCACCGGCACCGCACCACCCCGGGCGACAGUGUCUCUGAGGAAUGUGCUGGUAUUUUCUUUGGGCCUUGGGCUUUUGAAUAUCUUGUGGUAG
Molecule: messenger RNA, 1101 nt
Organism: Pyricularia grisea
Lineage: Eukaryota; Fungi; Ascomycota; Sordariomycetes; Magnaporthales; Pyriculariaceae
Exons: 1
Coding region: 1-1101 (366 amino acids)
Biological process (GO): defense response
Cellular component (GO): extracellular region
Source: RefSeq, a predicted model, not a curated record